AUGAGGGUGGAUAUGAUGAAGAAAAAGAUAUAUGGCUUGAUUUAUCAGAAAAAAAAAUGGAUAUUACCAAUAACAUAUAAUCAGUUAUUUCCAAAGCUUUCACCGAAGGAAGAAUCAGAUGAGUGGUUUUCAUCUCUACAAUACCUGAAUGUUGGUAUAAAUGAUUUAUCUAUUUCUGAAUUAUUCUUAAAUCCUGGAAGUGAAUUUGGAGCGAUGAAUAAUGCAGCAAUUAAUGCCCUUGGAUGGAAAGCUGACAAGCUAUCUGAUUUUGAUAUAAAAAGUAACUUUAAACAUAUCAUUGAAUCAUUGAAAUGGUUUACAGAUAUGCCAGUCAGUAUAAAGAAUAAGGAUAGUAAAACUGUUACAGCUACUGGAAAUUUUACACAUAUUAAUAAUGGUAAACCUGAAUCAAUGUUAUAUUUAGGUAUGACAUGGAUUCAAAAAGUUCAAGUGAAGGGCCAUGACAUUGCAGGAUGA
Acaulospora morrowiae is the source of this 477-nucleotide messenger RNA. The record is from the annotation of a GenBank genome assembly. NCBI's taxonomy places the organism in Eukaryota, Fungi, Glomeromycota, Glomeromycetes, Diversisporales, Acaulosporaceae.